CCGAAAAUAAAACGCUAAAAGUGUAUCUCCGGUCAUAAAUCAGAACCUAACAAGACAAUAAUUUGAAAACUAUCACACAACAAAAAAGUCUAAUUCAUCCUGAUGAGACCUGAAAAAACCGGCAUCGGGCCUCUGAUGCAUCAUAAAAGCCUAAUAUUUAGUAAACACGUCUAAUCUCCACCAGUACAAGUUGAGAUCUAGAUCGAGAUCCAGAUGUAAGGUAUCCUGUAAGGUAUCCUGUAAGGUAAGGGCAUGAAUGACUCGGAGAAAGAAUGAAACGCGUGCGGUAAAGUGACGGGGCACAUUAAAUUAGCCUUAUUCAGGAUCAAAUGUUCCCAAUAUAAUAAAAAAAGGCAAUUGACGCAACCAGUACAGCAACAUAACGCCAUAACAGUGUUAGAGUCAGAUCCAUACCAAAGGAGCGGCGUUUAUUGAAAAGAGCGGCUUUUCCGAGGAUUCUUUAAGUGGCCUAUAAACUACCGAUGCCUUCACAACGGGGGUUAUUCCGUUACCCACAUUUCUGAUGUUAUUCGCCUUCUGUCACUUGGUCUUUUUCUUAUAUUACUAUACAGAGUAUAAUACUACCGUCUAUUGUCAACUCUCAGUGUUGAGGAUGUAACAGACUCCAAGGUUCUCAAUAAAAAACAUGGCGUCAACUUCUUUGUCGGUUCUCGGGCCGACAGCUUCACAAAUCCCGCUUUCUUCCCUCUCUCUUCCAUCCCAAAAUUCACUUACAACUAUGAAAUUUCUUCUCUCACUCCCUCGAGCCUUUCUCACGCCCUCCACAAUCCAAUAUCAGCUCCUCAAUUUCCAUUUACUAAUUUACUAAUUUUACUGUCGCAUCAACCUAUAACUUACGCUAACGCUGACUUUUAGCUGAUGUGACGCAUUCUAACCUCACAUUUAUGCCUGCAGAACCUCUCAGCCCUUCAUAUAGCCGUGUUAGAACGCGACAUACAAAUGCUGGAACUGUUACUUUCGGUUCCGAACGUCGACUGCAGUGACACCGCCCUACACGCGAUCCGAGACAACCAACAGCAAAUGGCGGUGAUGAUUCUCAACAAAAUGGAGGAGCAACGUCCUCACUCGGAGUUCGCUGGCGCUGUAGAUAGUUCGGAAUUUUUGGACGAAACUACACCUAUGGAUGUUGCUGCGGCCUACGGACAUUUUGAUAUGAUUAAAUUACUUACUGAUAGAGGACAUUCAAUCACGAAACCUCAUCCGCCUGAUUGCUACUGUCGAGAAAUUUGCAAGCGUGAAAAGGAAAAUGAGGACCCUUUGACACUCGACAAAAAAAGACUGGCCCGGUAUCAAGCCUUCUCGAAUCCUGCUCAUAUUUGUCAUAUUUCUUCGGACCCUAUUCUCAAAGCCUUUCAACUUUCAUCCGAACUUACAAGAGCUGCUGUCGUGCAACGGGAAUGGCACAAGUUUUACAAACAACUAUCGCAGGUUUUUUUUUUUAAAUUCUUGUUUUUUUGUUAUAAAUUUUAUAAAAAAUUUAUUGACGUGACACGGUUUGGAGCGGAGCUAAUUGCCUGUGCGAGAAAGGCCGAUGAAGUAGAACAUGUUUUGGAAAGAAAAGCUGGGAUGGUUUUUUCCAUGAAUUUCAUUUUUCCACGAUUACUUCUGGCGAUUGAGUGCAAGCAGAAGGCUUUCGUAGCCCAUCCUAAUGUUCAACAGGUAAUUGAAAAUAAAUGGAUCGGAGAAUGGUACGGGUGGACGAAAAAAUCCCGAGCUGCCAAAAUAGCGACCGUUUUUUGGAGGAUACCCACCUUUUGGUUCAUGGCGCUCUGGGUUUGGGUUGCUCCAGGCUCAAAACGUGGCAGAAAGUGGCAGAUUCCCGUUCAUCGUUACAUUUCAAUUGUCGCGAGUUACUUGGUCUUCUUGACGAUUUGCUUUCUACAGUCGAAUGUCAACAAAAAAAAUCAGCUGCGUGGCCCACCAAAUACUGGGUGCGAGGUGCCGCUAGUUAUUUAUGUGAUAUCGUUCAUAUGGGCUGCGAUACGUCUAUGUAUGAUUCAUGGCCCCAGCAGAUACUUUCGCUCUCGAUGGAAUUGGUACGAAGUUGUAAUGCUCAUAUUAUUUAUCAUGACAUUUAUCUUCUGGAUAGCUUCGGCUAUAGAUGUGAGACUUCACGACCAGAGAGAUCUCGAGCGUAAAUAUUGGCACAAAUAUGACCCGACACUAGUUGCCGAGGGUACGCUAUGUCUUGCUACAAUAAUGGCCUUUUUCAAACUUAUUUUUCUUUGCCAACUUGACUAUAAUCUUGGACAACUUCAAGUAACGCUGGGGAAAAUGAUACAAGAUGCUACUAAAUUUUUACUCCUUUUUUGUAUUAUCAUAAUUGCUUUUGCUGCAGGUCUAGGAAGACUCUAUCAAUACUACGACGGAAUGGUCCAAGUAGACGACGAGUCAAAGAUAAAAAUCCAGCAAGUCUCGUCCUUCGUCGACUUUUUAUCAACUUUCAAAACACUUUUCUGGGCAAUUUUCUGUAUGAGCACCAUCGAGUCCGCGGAUGUCAUAAUAGAAAACCUUCCCGGCGAAAGUGAUUCCGAGUCAAUUAUCAACGAGCAUGCUUUCACAGAAGGCAUCGGAUACUUUGCAUUCGCGGGUUUCGAGUGUAUUUCUGUGAUAGUUGUCCUCAACAUGUUGAUCGCUUGCAUGUCGAACACAUUCACGGCAGUUACUCGUAACGUCGACGUCGAGUGGACAUUUGCUCGCACAGAAGUUUACGUCAAUAUCAUGGCUCUGAACUCGUUACCGCCCCCUUUCAAUCUUCUCCCGACUUGUAGCGAGUAUCGCACAAUCGUCGAGUUCGUAAAACUUUUAUUUCGUCCAACUAAAACCAAACGAGCUCGAUGGAACUUUAAACACGGCUGUUAUAUUGAAAAUACUGCAGAGAACAACAAUGAAAAAUUUGAAGAAAUAAUGGGACUGCUAGUGAUGCGUUACUUCCGUAAAAAACAUGUAGAAUCGGAAACGAACGAGAUCCGGGGGCUCAGAAAAGAUUUAAAUGAGCUGAGGUACCUGCUGAAAGACGCCCUAUCACCAGCUUGAACUAAAAAUGAAACAAAAUUAAGCCGUAAAAAGUAAAGAGUUAAUUUUAACAGUUAAUUUUAUUUAUAUUUUAUUGUAUAAAUUUUUAUUAUUUUAAUUCAUAUUUCAUUUACCGUACGGUAAUAAAAAGUGACCGUCGUAGACUCGAGGGAAAUCAGAGCGAUAAACCGUGAAUAGCAAAGUAGAAUGCUAAAUUAUAACUUUAAUAUGAAUAUCAUUUUAAAACAAAAUAAAAUAUUUAUCUUAACUUUGGCUUUGACAUUAUUUCACGUGUAAAUAUUUGAUUAUUUACUCAUUUGUAAGUCAAAGAAUUGAAUCAGUAGGUCAGUUAUUAAUAAAUUAGGAUAA
Molecule: messenger RNA, 3405 nt
Organism: Cotesia glomerata
Lineage: Eukaryota; Metazoa; Arthropoda; Insecta; Hymenoptera; Braconidae
Product: short transient receptor potential channel 4-like
Exons: 10
Coding region: 961-3057 (698 amino acids)
Biological process (GO): calcium ion transmembrane transport; manganese ion transport; regulation of cytosolic calcium ion concentration
Cellular component (GO): membrane; cation channel complex
Molecular function (GO): store-operated calcium channel activity; inositol 1,4,5 trisphosphate binding; protein binding
Source: RefSeq, a predicted model, not a curated record